CAAGACGGGGAGUGAGCUCGGGCGCAAUCGGCUAAAGCUCGGCACACGGGUACUCCCGGGAUUCCGAGCGGAGCCAUCAAUACCUCAAACUGCAUCAAGCUCAUUCUUCCACCUUAUCCACCCCGUCUCUGUGUUUCUCACUCCUUGACACCCCUCAAAAUGCUCGCAAGCCGUAUCGCAGUGCGCGGGGCUCGCGUGGCAGCUCCCCGAUUCUCCAUUGCCGCCACCCGGAGCUUCGCCGAGCAGGCCAAGCCUCAGUCAGAAACCCGCCCUCCUGUUGAGGUGUUCGGGCUCGACGGCACCUAUGCGAGCGCGCUGUACACCGCCGCGGCCAAGACCAAUGCCCUCGACACCGUUGCCCGCGCCCUCGAGACGCUGCAAACCAGCUUCAAAAGGGACCCCAAGCUCCAAGUCAUCCUGACGGCGCCCACGCUAAGCAGUGGCGACAAGAAGUCUAUCGUGGGAGAGCUGCAAAAAGCCACGGGCGUGCAGGAUAAAUCCAACACACUCCCCAACUUCCUCAACACCCUGGCCGAGAACAACCGUUUGAAUGUGUUGGAGGGCGUGUGCGAGAAGUUUGGUGUGCUGAUGAGCGCCGCACGAGGCGAGGUCGAGAUGACCAUCACGUCUGCGCAGCCACUUGAUCAGAAGGUGGUGAAGCAGUUGGAGCAAGCGGUCAGCAAGAGCCAGUACGUUGGGCAGGGGAAGAAGUUGAAGGUCGUGCCGAAGGUCAACCCUGAUAUUCGCGGUGGUCUUAUCGUCGAGGUUGGCGAUCGAACCAUCGACCUCAGUGUCUCGGGCAAGAUGGCGAGGAUGAACAAGCUGUUGAGUGACGCUUUGUAGAUUUAGAUAUAGUGGGGACGGAUGAGAGGCUGGUAGAUCAACACUGCCCUAUUCUCUUGUCGAUAGCAAUAUGUCGCUCAGGCCUUGCCUCCGAGCAACCCUUGUCACACCGUCCUUGUCCGAC
Neohortaea acidophila is the source of this 967-nucleotide messenger RNA. RefSeq names its product ATP synthase delta subunit-domain-containing protein. NCBI's taxonomy places the organism in Eukaryota, Fungi, Ascomycota, Dothideomycetes, Mycosphaerellales, Teratosphaeriaceae. Gene Ontology annotation, cellular component: membrane. Gene Ontology annotation, molecular function: proton-transporting ATP synthase activity, rotational mechanism. Gene Ontology annotation, biological process: proton motive force-driven mitochondrial ATP synthesis. The record is from RefSeq and is a predicted model, not a curated record. The transcript is spliced from 3 exons. Bases 160 to 843 code for a protein of 227 amino acids.